Molecule: messenger RNA, 2052 nt
Organism: Micropterus salmoides (largemouth bass)
Lineage: Eukaryota; Metazoa; Chordata; Actinopteri; Centrarchiformes; Centrarchidae
Product: TLC domain-containing protein 3A-like
Exons: 5
Coding region: 624-1406 (260 amino acids)
Biological process (GO): lipid homeostasis
Cellular component (GO): endoplasmic reticulum; membrane
Source: RefSeq, a predicted model, not a curated record
AAGGCAUCAUCCUUAAUGUUGUUGCAUAGUUGUGCACUUUUCAUACAGUAGCAUGAAUUUCAGUGUCCCCUGUCUGGACAGGAGCUCUGACACAGACACACCAGCAGCUUCUGAUUUCACACAUUUCUUCCUUACUGUUUCAUGUCACUUCUGUUCCUAUAUGCUACUGUUGUCACCCUGUAACUGAUACUAAGUAGUACAAUUCUUCAGGCAACAUAAAGAUACUGAUUUCUAAAAAUACUCAACAAGUAGGCCUACAUGUUCUUACACACAAAAAACGAUGCUACAAUAACGUGAGUAAAUGUUUUUUCGUUACUUCCAACCUAAAACGAUUUUCUGCGUGAACUCGAUAUGAAAACAAACAAAAUGUUAUUUAAGGUCAAACCUUGCUAUUGGCUAAAAGCGGCUCCCCUCCAGCCAAUUAUAGCUCUGUAAAUGAUCCUCCUCCGUGUGACAGGGAAGUUCACAACACAGUAGUGAAACUCGGAGGACAAGCUAACACAGCUGUCUAUGUUUGUUAGCUACAGUUAGCCUCUGACACUGGAGCUGUUCAGCCCGUUAUUGAUCAGUAGUUGAUUAUUAAGGCGGGCUACAGCGGCUACAGGAAGCGUUUGGCUAAGAUAAUGCUAAGUGCCCUGGCGUGUGGAGCUGCGGUGUUUCCAGGGCUCUUCUAUACCUUCAGGAAAGGACUAAAACACACUUUCACACACUGGAGUGAUGCCGACGUGGUUUCUGUCAGUGAAAGGCUGGUCUCAGCCAUCCACGCCUCUUUGGCUACAGCAGCUGGAGUCACAGUUGUGACGUCCUGCAGGGACACCAUGACUGACAGUCACUGGCUGGUCAAUAGCUUUGUUUUGUUCGGAGCUCCCUAUAUGGCCCAUGACAUCUAUGCCAUGUAUCUGAGCCACUACCACACUCAGAGGGUCAGAGGUCAUUCCGGGUCAUACAGCAGCCACUCUCUUCAGACAGUGAAGGCUUUCCUCAGCAAGGACUGGAUGCUGGUCCUCCAUCACAUGACGCUGCUGCUCAUUUUCACGCCCAUCACUCUGUUCUUCAGAAGAGGACUGGGUGAUUUCUUCGUCGGCUGCCUGUUCACCACAGAGUUCAGCACUCCUUUCGUGUCUAUAGGAAAGAUUCUCAUCCAGCUGGGCCUUGACAACACCAGGCUGCACAGAAUCAACGGCAUCAUUGUCCUCCUGAGUUUCUUCAUGUGUCGGAUCCUGGUCUUCCCCUUCAUGUACUGGAUGUACGGCAGGCAAUUUGGGAUUCCCCUGCACAAAGUGCCCUUCCACCUGCCUCUGCAGUGCAACGUGGGUAACCUGGUGAUCCUGGCUCCACAGAUCUACUGGUUUAUUUUGCUGCUGAGGAAAGCGAACAGACUCUACAUGCGACAGAAGAGAGGGUAGGGGGACUGAAGCAAAGACAAGCAGAGGACAUGCUGAGUCCACCUGAUUAUAAAACCGCUGGGUUUCCACUAAGAAUAAAGAUACGACAGACUAUUAAAAAUAUACAAGGUUUCAAGAAUAAGUAAUAGGAGAAAAGGUUUGAAUAUUUCUAGAAUUAAGUUGUACAUUUAAAGUUAAACAGCAUUAAUAAUUUGAGGGGGAAAGGUCUAACAUUUCAAAAUAAAGUAACGUGUCAUUUUUCUCUCGUCUGCUUUCUUGUAAAUGUGUUAACUUUGUCAAAAUAUUACUGUUUCUUAAUUUUGAUUUCUUCUGUAAAUUUUCAACUUUUAAUUGAAACAUUACUUGUCCUUAAUUCCAAUUACAUGACUUAUUUUUCAAAUGCUGUGACUUGAAAUAUUGACUGUAUCCUCAAAACACUUUUCCUCUGAAUUCUAUGAAUCAUACUGUAUUUUCAAAAUAGUCUGAAUUUCUUAAACAGUCAAAUUUAUCUUUGUUAAAUCACUCGUUUCUCUCCCCCCCCCUUAACUGUGCCCCUAAUAAAUGAUCAUAGACGGCUGAGUUCAGUGUUUGUCGUGCACUACAUCAUCAUAAUGUCAAUUUUGCUGUUGCUAUGUGACAAAACUCAAUAAAUUGAUUUAAUUAUGUA